AUGCUUUCCCGUGUUUUCAGCCGUCUGUCGUCGACCACCGCUAGACAAUGUAGUUUCGGUAAGAAAAUCGAGAAAACAAAGUAGAAAAAUGGAGUUUUUAGAACUCGGCGAAACGGAACGCGAGGUUCAGAGUAUGGCUCUGAAGUUCUCCAAGGAGGUUUUGAAUGAGAAGAAGAGGAUUUGAAAUGAUAAAUGGGUAAAUUCUGAAGGUGUUGAUCCCAAACGCGAAAAAGUACGACGAGACCGGCGAGUUCCCCUGGGACAUCGUUAAGCAGGCUCAUUCUUUGGGUUUGAUGAACUCGGUGAUUCCCGAGAAGUACGGUGAGUGUAGAAGAAUCGAUAAGGGUGUAAUUUAUAAUAUAAAUUUUUUUUAUGUUUCCUAUACAUAUUAGUCGAUUUUUAUGAGUUGCUUAUAAGUCAACUUUUUUUAACUUGAAAGUUACUUGAAAUAUCAUUAUCUGUUUAAAAGAAAGCUUUUUAUUUUUUUAUUUUUGCUGAAAUUGUUUUUUUAUUAUUUCAAGGUUGAUUUUUUUGUGAGGAAGAAAUUCAAAAAAAGAAUAAUUUUUUUAUAAGUACAUUCAAAAAGCUUUCAGCUCAAAAAUUCCUUUUUUUCGAAAUUAAAGUUUUUUUGUUUGACUUCCAGAAUUGAUGAAAAAUAUACUUCUCUCUAGUUCAAAAAAACCCUAUUAUUCAAAUAAAUAGACAAAUCUUCAAGUGGUAACUCUAGUGAUUUCAAAAAACUUUCAAAAUUUCUAGGCACUUUUGUUUGAUUUGGCUUAUAUAAUUAUAUUUUUAGAUAGAGAAAAAUUUUUUCGCGAUUUUUUUUUUGCUUUUUUUUUUUUGAAGACUUCGAGAAUUUGAGCAGAUACCAGAGUGGUCCCUAGAAAGGUUAGUAAAAAAGACUAUAGCCUAUAGGAGAUAAUAUAAUUCUCCUUAUAGGGGUAAAGUUUAAGCGGUCCUUAUAGGAGUUAAAGUCUGACUCCUAAGCCCCUUUAAGCUUAAGUGGUCCCUAUAGUGGUUUUUUUUCAAGUUUUUGUUGAAUUUGGAUAGAUAAAAAGACGUAUGGAGACCGCUAACAUACCCCCUAGAGGGGCCACUUUUGCAAGCUUUAGCGCCCCUAUAGAGGGAGUAAGGCGAUCCCUAGAGGGAAACCUUCAAGGUCUGCUCUAGGGACUACUUUGUAUAUGAAAAACUGUAAAAAAAGAAAAGAAAAAAGAAGAUUUCAAGGCGGCCCCGGCAUGUCGACCCUUCAAAUGUGCGUCGCAACGGAAGCCUUGGCCUACGGUUGCACCGGAAUACAAACGGCGGUCGCUGGACCUUCCCUAGCUCUUUCCCCAGUCCUUCUGGCUGGAAAUGAAGAGCAAAAGAAGAAAUAUUUGGGUACUGAAUGAUUAAAAAAAAGCGUCGAAAAUGGAGCAAAUUAGGCUGGCUGGCAUCGGAGCCAAUCAUCGCCUCCUAUUGCGUCACGGAGCCCGGCUGUGGCUCCGACGUGAAUGGAGUCAAGACGAAAGCCGAGAAAAAGGGCGACGAGUAUGUCAUCAAUGGAACCAAGGCUUGGAUCACCGGUGGUGGACACGCCAAAUGGUCGGUUCUUACAGGGAUGGGGAAAAAAUGGAAUAGUGGAAAAAAGAGGAAUUUGAGCAUAAUUCGUGCUUUUUUCUAUAUGACUUUUUAGGGGACUUCUCAAGAUUUUUAAAACAAAAAGUUAAGGAUUAAGUAAAGCGAUAGACUUACUAAAUGGUCGGUAUUUAGAGAAAAAAUGAGAAAAGACUAGGAAAAAUAGCAAAAAAAGAGGAAAUUAAUGAUUUUAAGCGUUUUUUUAGUGCUGUUUUGAAAACAAAAAACGGCUUUUUUUCGAAAAAUUUUAAGUUUCAUGAAAGAAUGAAGAGAGUAGAAGGCACGCUAAACGGUCGGUUUUUGACUUUCAGGGGGGAAGGGGGAAUAGAUUUUUAGAAUAUAUCAUCUGGCCAAAAAAAUUAGCAUGAUAUCAAAAAGGUAAACUUUUUCUUAAAAAAAUGGAACGAAAUUUUUCAAAAAAAGAGAUUUUUUUCGAGCUAUUUUAAUAAGAUCUCUAUGCGAUUUGUUACAUCAGAAUUUUUGAUUGAAAGUGUUAUUUUGCUGUUUUUCUUUUGAUUCAAACCUUAAUAGUUUCAGAUGUGGUUCAAAAACUGUCAUUGAAAAAUAGGAUUUUUGCUUUUUGGAGGUACAAAGGGAAGAACUGUUUUUUGAAUCAUGAGUAUACAUUUUUCUUUUUUUAGUUAUUUUGCCCCAGAAAAGAAUUUUUUUUAUUUGCUAGGAAGUUUAAUGGAUAUUGGAUUGAUUAAAAUAAGCUAUCAAUAGAAAGUACUUAUUAUGAAAUGAAACUGACGAGUUCUAGGUUCUUCUGUCUUGCCAGAACGGCUACGGAUCCUAAAACUCCGGCUGGAAAGGCCUUCACGGCUUUUAUUGUCGAUGGAGACACUCCUGGAAUCAUUCGUGGCAAGAAGGUCAAUCAUUUUUUAAGGGAAAUCGGAGGAAUCUGUAAAAUUUUAGGAGAAGAAUAUGGGCCAAAGGUGUUCCGACACAAGGUUGAUAACCUUUGAGGACGUUCGAGUCAGCGAAAAGAACGUUUUGGGAGCUCCGGGCGCUGGUUUUAAGGUAUAAAAAAAUGGCUCUGGAAGAAAAUCUAAAUCUUAUAUUUGUAAAAUAAGUAAAAGAGAUAAUUUUUAAGCUUAACCCACGUUUUCUCAGAGAACUAUGAACCUUCUGGGACAAUUUUAGUGGCCACUUAAGAGGUUCCUUAAGGGCUACUUGGAUAGGACACUAAAGUGGUCACCAAAGGGUCAAAAACCCUAAAGUAGCCACUGAAAAUUCCCCAGCUUGUUAUAAAAAAAAUUUCUUUUUUAUUCAUUGCUUUAAAAUUCAACAUAGAGAAGUUUUGAGAUUAUAAUGCUUUUUAUGAAAUUUCGUUGAGGCUCCGCCCCUUUUUUUGGAAAAAAAAUUUCCUUAAAAGUUAAUUUUUCAUAGCUUUUCUAGGGCCUCGGAAAGUAGUAGAACUUGAAAAAUCUACAAUUUUUUUAAAGAAUUUUCGUGUUAAAAAAUUUUUUUUGGAUUUGUUUUUCGACAAAAUCGGCGUUUUUUUCCUUAAUUUUUCAAUGUUUUAUGCAAAGAUCCUUACUUUUUAUUUGCUAUUCCGGUGAAGCAAACUUUGAUUAAUAAGGAAAAAAUGUCAAAAAACGUCUGAUUGAUCAAUUUUGAGGUCGCCAUGGGCGCUUUCGAUCUUUCGCGUCCUUUCGUGGCCGCCGGCGCCCUCGGUCUCGCCUGGAGGUGUCUGGACGAAUCCACCAAAUAUUCCCUGGAAAGGAAAACCUUCGGAACCGAGAUUGCCAAUGUACUCGAUGAUUUUUGAAUAUUUGUGUUUGCCAAUUUUAGCACCAAGCCGUGCAGUUCAUGUUGGCCGACAUGGUGAUGAACGUCGAACUUUCCAAAUUGAUGGUCUACCGCGCCGCCGCCGAAGUCGACAAGGGGGUCGGUGAAAAUUCAAGAAAAAUGAGGCGGAAUCCAUGAAAAGUUUUUUAAGAGGUUGUAGCUGGAUUUUGAACUGAAAAGCUCGAAAAAAAGCAAUUAUUUUGUGAAAAGCAUCGGUACUUGGAGAUCAGGGCUUGAAAAAUUGAUUUUUGAAAUGAUUUUUGAUAAAGAAAAGGAAGGAAAAAUAGAGGGAAAUUUCGCAGAUUUUUUUUAAAAAAUGGUCUUUUUUUCGGACUUGUAACGGAAUUUUUGAGCUGAAAAAAAUCAAAAAAAUAAAUUUUUUUACUGGAAAAAAAUUUCGUCUGUAGUUUUUUUAUAAAAUCUAGAAAUGAAGCUAUUUUUCUUUUUAACGUAACCUAAAAAAAGCUUCCUCGUACGACUUUAUGAGGUUAACUGGAAAAAAAAUUAGGUAAAAAAAUUUUAAUAGGUAAGCUUCAGAAAAUGUUCAGUUCGUUAUGAAGUUUAGAUUAUUAUUUAUUUCCAUGACUUUUUGUUCCAUUUUUGAAGGACUGAACCAAAAAAAAAAGAAGUUCAGAAAGACAUUUUUUUGCACUUUUUUGAAUUCCAGACGCUCUCUGCUUACCACGCUUCCAUUGCCAAAUGCUUUGCUGCCGAUAUCGCGAAUCAGGCGGCUACAAAUGCGGUUCAGGUUGGUUUUCUUGAAGAAAAAAGAGCUAUUUAUAGAUUCAAAACGAUUUUUUUAGAAAAAGAAAAUGAUGUUUAUCGAGAAAAAAAUGUCUAACUAUUGCGAAAAAAAUUCAACUCAAAUCGGAAAGUUGGAGAAUUAAUGUUAUUUUUUUCGAAAAAAAAUAAUGUUUUUUGGGAGUAUUUUUCGAGAAAAAAAUCCAACUUAAAUUGAAAGAAAAAGAGAAUAAAUUGUAUUUUAUCCUUCAAAAUCAACAGUAAUCGUUAUAAUAUGGAACGAAAAUUGCUCAAAUAGUGGGGAGAAACGGAAGUUUUGACAAUAAAUCUCGUUUUUUUCGAUAUUUUUUUCAAAAUUUCGUAUUUCCUGGUCAUUUUUUUCAAAUUCAUUAUUUCAAGUUUACUUGACUUAGAGAACUGUUUAUCUGAAAAAAAUUAAGAAAAUCGAAAAAAAUAUUACAGUGUUUUUUUGUGGGUAUUUUUCAGCCAAAUAAAAGACUGGUAAAAAGUACUUUUUUUGAUUAUUCAGGGGCUGUUUUUUUAGUGGUUAUCAAGUCGCUAUCGGACAAUAAAAAAAUAUUUUUUUCCUUUUUAAAAUAAAUAUUACUUUUUUUCGUACUAAUUGAUAAGAUUUUUUUAAGUCAGAAUCUGUCAAUAAAUGAAUUUUUGAAUCAAAAAAACUAUACUUGAAAUCUUGAGAUUUUUUUACGAGUGAAAAAAAUGACUUUUUCGCAAUUUUUUUGACUGGGAAAUGUGAGAAAAUAAAGUUUUUUUAAACGAAAAUUAGAAGAAAUAAUCGAAAAAUGAGUCUUUAUAAGGAGAACUUUGAGUUCUGUUGAAGGAAUUACUGAGUGGUCCCUGGAGGGGCAACUUUAGGGUUUUCUGAAAAUUCCCCUCCAGGGAUCACUUAACCUCCCUCCGAAGGACGCACUAAGCUUUCAAAAGUGGUCCCUAGAGAGUCGAAAAUUGAAAAAUGCCCGGAAAAACCGUCGUGACCUCAUUUGAAAGCACUAUUUUCCCUCCCUAGAGUGGCUUUUUUUUUUGCCUAACCCCUCUAAGGACCACUCUACCGCUCCGACAUUUUUCAAUGAAAAAUUCAGAUCUUUGGUGGAAACGGCUUCAAUUCUGAAUAUCCCGUCGAAAAAUUGAUGCGCGAUGCGAAGAUUUUCCAGAUUUACGAAGGCACCAGCCAGGUAAAUUAAUUAAUUAAUUAAUUGGUUAAUUUUCAAGUUUGAGAUCCAACGAAUGAUCAUCUCCAGAAUGCUUCUGACCAACUACAAGAACACUGGAUCUUCCCUUGUCUAA
Molecule: messenger RNA, 5454 nt
Organism: Caenorhabditis auriculariae
Lineage: Eukaryota; Metazoa; Nematoda; Chromadorea; Rhabditida; Rhabditidae
Source: the annotation of a GenBank genome assembly